Coregonus sp. 'balchen' is the source of this 9514-nucleotide messenger RNA. The record is from the annotation of a GenBank genome assembly. Lineage: Eukaryota; Metazoa; Chordata; Actinopteri; Salmoniformes; Salmonidae.
AGUUGAGGGAGUAAGUUUGAAGGGUGUCUCCUGGCCACGGUCCUAGAAGGGGGUUUGGGACAUUAUUUUGGGAUAAAUCAAGCAAUAAACACAUUUUCAUCAUGGCAACGACUGUAAUGAGAUCACUGUUGAAGAAAGGGGUAAGAACUCAUGUUAUAUUGCUUUACCCAAGAGUCAAUCAAGACACUAACAGCUUUUGAAACACAGGAGGCUGCUGAGGGGAGGACAGCUCAUAAUAAUGGUCACAGUGGAGCCAAUGGAAUGGCAUCAAACAUAUGGAAACCAUGUAUUUGAUACCAUUCCACUGAUUCUGCUCCAGCCAUUACCACGAGCCUGACCUCCUCAAUUAAGGUGCCACCAAUGUUUUGAAAUGUUUCACAUUGUUUACAAAGUGAUAGAUGCCAUAUGGCUUGGCUCUUGUCUUGUUCUUGUCUAUUCUGUGGGUCACUAAGUUUAAGGAACCAUUCCUCCUUAGACCUCUCCUGCUCUUUGUAUGGAAAAAAGUAUGUGCUUAUCAUAUGCAGCUGCCUGUCAAGCUUUGUACAGCUCUAUGACUCCCAUGUGUGCUCUCCAGCUAAAUUGUUUAAUUGAUACAUUUUUGACUUUUAGUAAUCCCUCCAACAAUCACUGUAAAAUUGACCCCCAUGUGCACCUUCAUGGCCCUGUUGCACUUCUAUGACAUUCCGGAUUGCCAUAGUUGUACAUUAAUCUCCCGUCCUAACAGAAGGCCUGGAAGUAGGUAGUAGUCCUUUGCUUCUAAUGCUAUAUAGCUGACAUUUGAGAUGAUACUAUUCACAAUAAAUGGAUAAACUCAUGGAUGAGGUAUUCUUUACAGCUGACCACUUGCUUCCUCUCAGCAGGUACCUCUUCAGGUCAGGCGCAUGUGUUACUCCUCCUCAGUGGUCAGUAAUAACAGUUUAAUAAUACAGUUGAAUGAUGGUGGUUGUAUAUGACUACAAACAGAUUACCUCUAGAGGAUUAAUUGUCACACAGAUCUGUAUUUCUGAUAGAAAUUUAACAUGUUAAACAUUUCUCCCGCAGCCCACCACAAAGUUGUUUAUUGAUGGGAAGUUUGUUGAAUCCAAGACUUCAGAAUGGUUAGAUAUUCACAAUCCGGUAAGUAACUAGGCCUAAUAGAGCUCAAAUAUAGUCUUCUAAAUUGUAUUACCCAUCGUAUUUUAUUAGUUGAUGCACAGAACAUGUGUCACAAUGCACAAACAACACCUUGUAAAGUGCAGCCUACUGCUGCACUUUACAUUAAGGUCUACUUAGCUGGUUAAUCAGUUACCUGAGUUUUGACUUUCAGCAUAUUAUGUUAUCCAGUUGCUGUACAAAAUUGUCCAAGUUUUCAGCAAUGACAAGGUUAUAGGUCCAUUACUAUUAUGUAAAAUAAAAAGAGCUAGACUUUUAUGAGUAUACAUAUAGGUGUGCAAUAAAUUGUUAUAAUUCUCAAGAAUGCUUUUGCAUGAAAGUUCAAAGGUCAGUUAGCUGACACUUUGCUCCUUCGGCCUUCCUUUGCUUUUAGUUUGCUCAUAUCAUAGAGGUUUAGAAUGAGAUUAGAGCACUCUCAAGAGUCAAAGAAAUUCCUCUAGAUUGCAAUAUUUUUGAUGAAAUGGCCCGAUCUGAUGGUUUUGUCAGUGUGUGUCAGAUCAUAAUGUGUUGAAGUUAUCUGCUCAAGCUGAGCACACAGCUCAUACCAAUCAAAUAUAUAUUUUUAUAAUCAGGUUACAGUUCACCCACUAAUGAAUUCUUCCCUCUGACUGUUAUAGGCCACCAACGAGGUGAUAGCCCGCGUCCCCAAGGCUACACAGGAAGAGAUGCUGGCUGCUGUGGACUCCUGCUCACAGUCCUACCACUCGUGGUCUGAAACCUCCAUCUUGGCGCGCCAACAGAUCUUUCUGCGCUAUCAGCAGCUUAUCAAGGACAACAUUGUACGUCUGUAGCAGGGACAAGAACUUGUAGUACAUAUGAUACAAUAUCGCUAGAAGCAAAGGUCAAAUCUCAUAAUUCUCUGUUGCACGUUUAACGUCAUGCACUUUUGGUUGCACAUUGUUUUUCUGUCAUGUUUUGGGGUCCAAAGACCGCCCUUGCAUGCCCUUUAAUUUGAAUAUUUUAUACCAUACAAAUUCAGCAUGGAUUUGAUUUAAUAUGAACCCUACUCUCAAUGGCACACUUUUAAACAUGAUAGAUACUAGGUCCUUAGGUGAUAAGAAAGGAGGAACACCACAAUGCCUCCAUACUAUUUGUUUACAGCUGCUGUUGCUUAGCUUGAGUUACUCAUUUUAAAUUAAACUGAUUUGAGGUGCGUGUUAGCUCAUGGUGUAUGUGUCUUGUUUUCCAGAAAGAGCUUGCCAGGAGCAUUACUAUGGAGCAGGGCAAGACCCUGGCAGAUGCAGAGGGGGAUGUGUUCAGAGGAUUGCGUAAGUCUCAUGUGCACUGGCUUUUCCAAAGGGCAACAUUUAGAGAGAUGGUCUAUUAGCCUCUGUUAAUACUUGUUGCAGCCAAGGAAAUGGUUAAUCAGUACAUUAUUUAAGGGUCUAGGUCACUAGUAUAAAGAGCUCUUUGGUCUAUCACUAAUGUGACUCAGUCUCCAUAUGAGGGAUAGUCACACACACAUUCUGUGACUGACCCAGUGUUCUCUGUACCUGAAUGACACCCACUGUCUCUUCUCCAGAGGUGGUGGAGCACACAUGCAGCAUCACCUCCCUGAUGCUGGGGGAGACUCUGCCCUCCAUCACCAAAGACAUGGACACCUACACCUUCCGCCUGCCCAUCGGGGUGUGUGCUGGCAUCGCCCCCUUCAACUUCCCUGCCAUGAUCCCUCUGUGGAUGUUCCCCAUGGGCAUGGUGUGUGGCAACACCUACCUGCUUAAGCCCUCAGAGCGGGUGCCAGCCUGCACCAUGCUGCUGGCCAAGAUGCUGCAGGAUGCUGGGAUGCCAGACGGGACCUUGAACAUCAUCCAUGGCCAGCACGACGGUAAGAAAAAAGCUAAAUGUCCCAUCACCUGCUGUUCUCUAAGCUAUAUCUGGAGACAUUGGUGCUGUGAUGUGAAUAAUUGAAUAAUCACUGUGUCUCUAUGCUUUGAUUCACAUGCAUUUACAAUGCAUUGAUGUUGUUGUUGCAUUACAAAGUGGAGAGAUAAUGGAGAGAUUAUGGCUGGCCUGUCAGUGCUCUAUGCAAAAUGAAUCCCUGCUCCGGUCUUUCCCAGCUGUCAACUUCAUCUGUGAUCAUCCGGCCAUCAAGGCCAUCAGCUUCGUGGGCUCUAACCAAGCCGGAGAGUACAUCUAUGAGAGGGGAUCUAAAAACGGCAAGAGAGUACAGUCCAACAUGGUGAGUUUGUGCCAUUAAUGAACAGAGGGUGGCAGUGUUGGCUUAAAAACGAUUGUUGAAUGUUGUCCUCUGCUUCUCUUUUCUACCUUGGCUGAUUAGCUGUACAGAUGAAACAGGGAUUCAGAUCCAGACAGCCCAGACACUUUGUGGAAAAGAUUGAGUGGAAAUGUGUCAUUUAUCUUAUUUGACACAUUCCCACAAUAAUGAUCUACAAAUGAAAUGCAUUGACGUAAUAUAAAGCACUUACAAUAUUGUACUUUUUAUUGUUCUUUGAGAGGAUGAACUUUCGAGACCAUCUCUGAUCUAAUCUGCAUGCAACCACAUUGAAGGCAUUGCAUCAAUGCUGCGUAAUACAUUUUGCAGUCAAACUUUUUCCAUUAUGUAAUCCAACAUUUGAACUUGAUAUGUGUGCAACAAAAGUUAAUAAUUCCCCUUUUGCUACUAUUUCUGUCAAGUUUAUGCAUACAAUUUGAUGCAUACUUUGGAUAUAUCCAACGUAUGCACCACACAGAACGCACUGCAACUGCCUCUGCAGUGCAGCGUUCCAUUGGAAAUGAAUGUACUGCUGGUGUUCCAAAACGCAAUGAAGCUGUCGGUCUGAUCGAGACGUAAUGUGCAUUAUUUGAAUUGGAUCACUUUUCCCUGGUAUUCAGAUCAUGGGUAUUCAGAUCGAGGGACAGGAGGCUAAACAUUUCCCACCCUUAUGCUCUGCUGUAGGGAGCAAAGAAUCAUGGUGUGGUGAUGCCUGAUGCAAAUAAGGAGAACACUCUGAACCAGCUGGUGGGUGCGGCAUUCGGGGCAGCAGGACAGCGCUGCAUGGCUCUCUCCACGGCCAUCCUGGUGGGCGAGGCCCGCAGCUGGCUGCCUGAACUGGUGGAACGUGCCAAGGCUCUGCGAGUUAACGCAGGUACCCCACCCUCUCACCCUGCCCACACUUCCCGCCCUUUCCAUCCCUAAGGGGCCCUCUGCUCACCCUCUUAAGGCCACCCAUGCGCCCUAACCACACCUCUCGCCUCUUGCUGUACCAUAACUUCAGAUGGGGCUGAGCUGGGAAAGAGGGCUUGUUGAGUCACUCAUGCUGCAAAUUUGCGGCGACAUUUGUGGCCAAAGCUUAAGAGAACUUGAUGGGGAGGAGAAGAAUGAAUGAUUCCCCUUAUUGGCAAUCAUAAACACUCUAAUUUGUGUGGCUGCACAGGAAACCCCUAAACAGCCAUUUUAGAGGGAGUGCCUCAAUGUGCCCCUCACCCUGGCAGGGCUUUUGAGUGUUUGUGUGUCUGCGGGUGAAGGUGUAUUUGUGUGUACAUGUGUGUCUCGUGUGUGUGGCUGUGAGGGAGAGUUCUCACUGCAGGUUGUUUUUCGGGAACCCUCCCAGGGGACCAGGCAGGUGCGGAUGUGGGGCCCCUGAUCUCCCCUCAGGCCAAGGAAAGGGUCAACAGCCUGAUUCAGAGUGGGGUGGACGAGGGAGCUCAGCUGCUGCUCGACGGCAGGAACGUCAAAGUCGAGGGCUAUGAGAACGGCAACUUUGUGGGGCCUACCAUCAUCGGCAAUGUCACAGUAAGUGUGUUCUUGCAGGUGCAAAUCUUCUAGUUGUACUGCCCAAAAGUAUGCUGAUGUUAUUUUCUGUCCAUAUCCUGAAAUCCGGUCAUUUCCUUUUUGUCUCCUAGCCUCAGAUGAAGUGCUAUACUGAGGAGAUCUUUGGGCCUGUUCUGGUUGUCCUUGAGGCUGAAUCCUUGGAUGACGCCAUCAGCCUGGUUAACAAUAACCCCUAUGGCAACGGCACAGCUAUCUUCACCACCAACGGAGCCACAGCACGCAAAUACACUCACGAGGUGGACGUAGGCCAGGUGAGUGUCUGUGGACCUGUGUGUGUCCCUACUUCCUGGGAGAAUGGAGGCAUUCAUACCCUCUACCAUGUCUAUACCUUAAACAAGGAGGACAUCGCACCUCUAUUCUAAAACAUACACUCAACAACCAUUAUUUUCCAUGGCAAGUAUAGCCUUAUUUGCUUCUGCUCUAAACCAAACACUUCUGCCCCCUCUUCCCUUCACCACCCCGCCCCAUGUGGACUAUAAAUAGCUACAGCAAAUAUGUGCCUUUUUUAUUAAAACAGGGACAUAGAAAUACAUUUUCCUAGUAGGAUUACAGGACGGGAAAUCUUAAAUUAAAGGGAUUCCUUUGGACCUGUUAAAUAUUUAAAGCAUAAAUAGUGCCUUCAGAAAGUAUUCAUACCCCUUGACAUAUUCCACAUUUUGUUGUUUCAGCCUGAAUUCAAAAUUGAUUAAAAUUUCUUUUAAAUCACCCGUAUACACACAAUACCCCAUAAUGACAAAGUGAAAACAUGUUUUUUGAAAUGUUUUGCAAAUUUAUUGAAAUCACCGAUUCUGGGUAAGUCUCUAAGAGCUUUGCAAACCUGGAUUGUACAAUAUUUGCACAUUAUUAUUUUAGAAUUCUUCAAGCUCUGUCAAGUUGGUUGUUGAUCAUUGAUAGACAGCCAUUUUCAAGUCUUGCCAUAGAUUUCAAGCCAAUUUAAGUCAAAACUGUAACUAGGCCACUCAGGAACAUUCAAUGUAAUCUUAGUAAACAACUCCAGUGUGUAUUUGGCCUUGUGUAUUAGGUUAUUGUCCUGCUGAAAGGUGAAUUUGUCUCCCAGUGUCUGUUGGAAAGCAGACUGAACCAGAUUUUCCUCUAGGAUUUUGCCUGUGCUUAACUCUUCAGUUUUUUUAAUCCUAUAUACAGUGGGGGAAAAAAGUAUUUAGUCAGCCACCAAUUGUGCAAGUUCUCCCACUUAAAAAGAUGAGAGAGGCCUGUAAUUUUCAUCAUAGGUACACGUCAACUAUGACAGACAAAUUGAGAAAAAAAAAUCCAGAAAAUCACAUUGUAGGAUUUUUUAUGAAUUUAUUUGCAAAUUAUGGUGGAAAAUAAGUAUUUGGUCACCUACAAACAAGCAAGAUUUCUGGCUCUCAAUUACCUGUAACUUCUUCUUUAAGAGGCUCCUCUGUCCUCCACUCGUUACCUGUAUUAAUGGCACCUGUUUGAACUUGUUAUCAGUAUAAAAGACACCUGUCCACAACCUCAAACAGUCACACUCCAAACUCCACUAUGGCCAAGACCAAAGAGCUGUCAAAGGACACCAGAAACAAAAUUGUAGACCUGCACCAGGCUGGGAAGACUGAAUCUGCAAUAGGUAAGCAGCUUGGUUUGAAGAAAUCAACUGUGGGAGCAAUUAUUAGGAAAUGGAAGACAUACAAGACCACUGAUAAUCUCCCUUGAUCUGGGGCUCCACGCAAGAUCUCACCCCGUGGGGUCAAAAUGAUCACAAGAACGGUGAGCAAAAAUCCCAGAACCACACGGGGGGACCUAGUGAAUGACCUGCAGAGAGCUGGGACCAAAGUAACAAAGCCUACCAUCAGUAACACACUACGCCGCCAGGGACUCAAAUCCUGCAGUGGCAGACGUGUCCCCCUGCUUAAGCCAGUACAUGUCCAGGCCCGUCUGAAGUUUGCUAGAGUGCAUUUGGAUGAUCCAGAAGAGGAUUGGGAGAAUGUCAUAUGGUCAGAUGAAACCAAAAUAGAACUUUUUGGUCAAAACUCAACUCGUCGUGUUUGGAGGACAAAGAAUGCUGAGUUGCAUCCAAAGAACACCAUACCUACUGUGAAGCAUGGGGGUGGAAACAUCAUGCUUUGGGGCUGUUUUUCUGCAAAGGGACCAGGACGACUGAUCCGUGUAAAGGAAAGAAUGAAUGGGGCCAUGUAUCGUGAGAUUUUGAGUGAAAACCUCCUUCCAUCAGCAAGGGCAUUGAAGAUGAAACGUGGCUGGGUCUUUCAGCAUGACAAUGAUCCCAAACACACCGCCCGUGCAACGAAGGAGUGGCUUCGUAAGAAGCAUUUCAAGGUCCUGGAGUGGCCUAGCCAGUCUCCAGAUCUCAACCCCAUAGAAAAUCUUUGGAGGGAGUUGAAAGUCUGUGUUGCCCAGCGACAGCCCCAAAACAUCACUGCUCUAGAGGAGAUCUGCAUGGAGGAAUGGGCCAAAAUACCAGCAACAGUGUGUGAAAACCUUGUGAAGACUUACAGAAAACGUUUGACCUGUGUCAUUGCCAACAAAGGGUAUAUAACAAAGUAUUGAGAAACUUUUGUUAUUGACCAAAUACUUAUUUUCCACCAUAAUUUGCAAAUAAAUUCAUUAAAUAUCCUACAAUGUGAUUUUCUGGAUUUUUCUUUCUCAUUUUGUCUGUCAUAGUUGACGUGUACCUAUGAUGAAAAUUACAGGCCUCUCUCAUCUUUUUAAGUGGGAGAACUUGCACAAUUGGUGGCUGACUAAAUACUUUUUUCCCCCACUGUAACUCCCAAUCCUUGCCGAUGACAAGCAUACCCAUAACAUGAUGCAGCCACCACCAUGCUUGACAAUACGAAGAGUGGUACUCAGUGACGUGUUAGAUUUGCCCCUAACAUACCGCUUUGUAUUCAUGAUGUAAAGUUCAUUUCUUUGCCACAUUCUUUGCAGUUUUACUUUAGUGCCUUAUUGUAAACAGGAUGCAUGUUUUGAAUAUUUUCUAUUCUGUACAGGCUUCCUUCUUUUCACUCUGUCAUUUAGGUUAGUACUGUGAAGUAACUACAAUGUUGUUGAUCCAUCCUCAGUUUUCUCCUAUCACAGCCAUUAAACUCUAACUGUUUUAAAGUCACAAUUGUACUCAUGGUGAAAUCCCUGAAUGGUUUCCUUCCUCUUUGAUAUUAUGGGGUAUUGUGUGUAGGCCAGUGACACACAUCUAAAUUCAAUCCAUUUUAAAUUCAGACUGUAACACAACAAAAUGUGGGCCUCCGCUAUGUCCUGUGUUUGCUGUUUCUUCCAUCCCUCAGCCAAAAGGCUUGACUCCCGUGUCCAAAAUUACUCCUGCAUUUUCAAACAUUCUCGACCAACCAUGAGUUUCCAGUGGCCUCAAAAACAAAAUGUUUUGUUUAGUUCUUCUGUCCCUCUCGCAUGCAAUGCUUUCAACACUGUGAACACAAGCAAUGGUUUUCGGGAUUGUUGUGACUCAUUUUUCAUGCAUUGUUUGUUCUUUGAACUAGCAUUUAGUACACCUUCCUCUCCCAGUGUUACUCAUUCAGUUGCUCUGAAGGGGUAUUUGUUUCCAAUGCGGUAAUGGAAGUUUGUGUUUUGCAGAUUGGGGUGAACGUUCCCAUCCCUGUUCCUCUGCCCAUGUUCUCCUUCACUGGCUCACGAGGCUCCUUCAGAGGAGACACCAACUUCUACGGCAAACAAGUGAGUAUCAGUUGACAUAUGGUAACAAGGUCUUUGAAGACAGACAGUAGUUAGUAUGGCUGGUCCUAAUAAGGGGUUGUACUGUAGGUUGGGGCCUCUAUUCAGUGAGUUUCUGUGGCUGACUGAUGAUGUAAACCACUCAGUCCUAGUGAUGGCUGAUCAAAGCCAAUUAUCUUGAGUCCAGAUUUUCAGCUUCAUUUCAUUUUCUGUUAUGUAAUACGGUCAUGAUGCCAUAGUUACAGAGCAGUCUAUUAUAAUGUCGUCUCUGCUUUCUACAGGGCAUCCAGUUUUACACACAGAUCAAAACAGUUACUUCACAAUGGAAGGCAGAAGACGCAACCGUGAAAACUCCUGCAGUUUCCAUGCCAACCAUGGGACGCUAAAGGGUCUGGAGAAAGAACGAUCCCACUUCCCCAUGUCUUUUGUGAAGCAAAAUGUCAAAAACUACUGUGCAGUCCCGUCACCAUGAGUUGAUAAUUACCCAUAGUAAUUUGACAAGCCUUAAUGUAGAAUUUGGACCCAAAAUGAUUUUAUUUUUUCAAUGGUAUUUCAAGAUUAAUUCACUCACUAUGGAUCAAUAGUUUGGCUUCAUCAUUGAAUGACGGUUCCUUUGUUCUGUAUACGUUUCUACUAAUUGUGUCUGUAUCUAUGUUACGAUUUAGGAAACAAUGCAAAUAACUGUGGAGCAGUUAAAACAGUGUAAAGUGCUUGCAUAUCUUUUCUUUGUAUGCAACAUCUGUGUUCAAAGUAUACUGCCUCACCAGCAUUUUGAUGUUGAUGAUUGUGUAGCUGCCAAAUGUGAUGCCACUAUUAAUCAUACAUUCAGUGCAUCUGAAUAUUUGAAAUGUGUUAUGCACACUUGCUGUGGUGCAGUUAUUCAUUUCGUCCAGGUUGCAUUUUAAUAAAAAUCCAUCCGUUUAAAUUGAA